Paramuricea clavata is the source of this 525-nucleotide messenger RNA. NCBI's taxonomy places the organism in Eukaryota, Metazoa, Cnidaria, Anthozoa, Malacalcyonacea, Plexauridae. The record is from the annotation of a GenBank genome assembly.
AUGGAAAAAAUAAUCCGUGAUAGAUCGAUUGAAUUCUGGCUCAGAUACAAAGUAUUUAAUCAAAACCAGUUUGGUUAUCUGAGAAAUAAAUCUACUCUGUCUCAGUUGCUGUUGUGUUAUAACGAUUGGGCUCAAGCUAGGAACGCCAAGAUAACAACCGAUGUAUUUUUUUUUAGAUUUCCCAAAAGCGUUCGACACAUCGUACCUUAUGAGCCUGUAUUACAUAAAUUGGAGCAGUAUGGGAUUAGUGGAGUUUUGCUGAACUGGUUUAGGAAUUUCCUUACCAAUCGAUCACAAUGCGUUGUAGUGAGAGGUUCCUUUUCAACUUGGACGAAAGUAACAUCAGGGGUACCGCAAGGAACGAGUUUGGGUCCGAUUCUCAUUUUAACAUAUAUCAACGAUUUCCGUAAUGGAAUCUCGAGUCCCACUAAACUAUUUGCGGAUGACACAAAAGUGUAUCGCGGUUUAAUCGACCUAGAGAAAGAUAAGCAAAUCCUCCAGUCGGACUUAGAUCGUAUGACAUAA